CCGCCAUCCCCGCCUGCCCAUCCUCCCUCCCCCUUCGCCCCCCCUUUGUUGGCGCGUGUGUGUGUGUGUGUGUCCCUUCCCUGGGCCGCUCCUCCCGCCCUCCCCUUCCUCCUCCGUCCCACCAUUCGCCUGCCCCUCCUCCGGCGGACGCCCCUGCUGCUGCUCUUCCUUUCCCUGCUGGCCCUGGCUCCCCUGCUCCUGAGUGCCACCAUGUUCGACGCCCAUCCGAUCAUUCGUCCCCCACCUGUGGAGGUUGUCCAAGACUCCGAGAAGCAGAAUGCCCCGGUCUUCCGUGUUGUCCUGACCGGCGGCCCCUGCGGCGGCAAGACCACCGCUCAGCAGCAGCUGAUGGAUACCUUCUCCUCGCUUGGCUGGAAGGUCUUCCGCGUGCCCGAGGCCGCCACCCUGCUGCUCGGCGGUGGUGUUGUCUUCAGCGAGUGCACCCCGGAGCAGAGCUUCAUCUUCCAGGAGCAGCUCCUGCUGGCCAUGCUGUCCAUCGAGAAUGUCUUCUUCGAGAUGGCUCGCUCCAACUCCGAGCUCGGCAUCAAGACCAUUGUCCUGUGCGAUCGUGGAGCCAUGGACGCCAGCGCAUACAUCAGCCGCGAGGACUGGCGCCGGAUCCUCGAGCGCAAUGGCCUUGACGAGGUGGAGCUUCGCGACGCGCGCUACGACGUCGUCGUGCAUCUGGUCACCGCGGCCGACGGUGCCGAGGGCUACUACACGCUGGCCAACAAUGCCGCCCGGUCGGAGGGGCUCUCCCUGGCCCGGGAGCUGGACAAGAAGUCCUGCAAUGCCUGGGUCGGUCACCCGGUGCUGGAUAUCAUCGACAACAGCACCCCCUUCACGCAGAAGAUCGAGCGCGCCACGGCCGCCGUGGCCAAGCGCCUGAACAUCCCCGGGGUCCCGACCAUCGACCAGCGCAAGUACAAGUUCCUGGUGGCCUCCCUGCCGGAGUCCUUCCCGGUGGAGCAUCAGGACUUCCAGGUGGUCCACGAUUAUCUGAUCUCGGAUGGCACCACCGCGGCCGAUGGCGACCGUAUCCCGCAGCUGCGCAUCCGUCGCCGCGGCCAGGGCAAGCUCUUCACCUAUACCCUGACUCAGCGCGUGCGCCUGCCGGAUGGCCAGCGCCUCGAGACUCGCCGGUCCAUUGCCGCUCGUGAGUAUGAGACUCUCUUGGCUCAGCGUGACACCACUCGCAACUCCAUCGUCAAGCGCCGGAUUUGCUUCAUGAGCGACUCGCGGUACUACCACAUCGAUGUCUUCCAGGAGCCCCAUGCCGGCCUCCUCCUUCUGGAGACCUACAGCCAGGGCCCGCCUGAGCUGCCCCCCUUCCUGGAUGUCAUCCGCGAUGUCACCAAUGACCCCGACUACAGCAUGUUCAACCUGUCCCGCAUCUCUCCCUCCCCUUGCGCCGAGGCCACCGUCUCCUCUUCGCCCUCCCUGGAGAUCUACGAGUAGCGCGGGGGUACACCUGUUGCGCCGUGCGCGCUGGGGCGCACAUAUAACAACACACAUGCAAACAUACACACCCCUGUGUCCCUCCCCGCGCAUCCUCCCCCCCCCCCCCUCCC
Molecule: messenger RNA, 1571 nt
Organism: Fonticula alba
Lineage: Eukaryota; Rotosphaerida; Fonticulaceae
Exons: 4
Coding region: 211-1458 (415 amino acids)
Molecular function (GO): phosphatidic acid binding; GTP binding; phosphatidylinositol binding
Source: RefSeq, a predicted model, not a curated record